AUGGAGGAGCGGGACCGCCCGUCCGAGGAUGGGAAAGAUGAACCACCACCGUCGAACACCAUGGCUUUAGUACCUGGACCGCUUCCCUUGGAAAACUCUGAAACCUACAUUGUACAAAUCCCUCGUGAUCAAGUUUACCGAGUUCCACCUCCGGAAAAUGCUAAAAUCGUCGAGAGCUACCGCCGGCCGGCCCAACAUCGAAAGAAGAAGACUAAUUUUCGCGGAUCUUGUUUGUGGAUCAUCUUGACCUUUGCCCUCAUAGGCCUAACGGUGGGCAUUUCUGUUGGAGUGAUAAUUGCUUUAUACAACCCUAAAUAUCCGACUUUCUCUGUCACAAAAAUUCAUGUCAAGAAUUUGGAACAAUCCAUUAAUGGUCAUCAUGGUUCCGGCCACUCGCCGGAAUACGACGUCACAUUGCAAGCCCAUAACCCUAAUGAAAGAAUGGAUGUUUCUUACAAAGGAGCUGCCGGAAAAGCCUCCAUUGAACUCAAGAAACAAAAAAUUGCCCAAGGAGGAGUCCCAAAUCUGACCCAAGAUCCCAAUAGCUCCACAAAAAUUCCUUUGAUCUUGCAUGGCACAAAGGAGUCAAUCUCUAAUGAUAUGAAAAAGAGCCUCAAUGGUAAAAAGCCAAAAUCCAUGCAUUUGAAGAUUGAAGUGCCUAUGGAGGUUAAAAGUUGGGCCAAGACAGUGCAAAAGGACAUGGCCAUUACUUGUGAUUUCAAGGUAGAUUCAUUAUUAGGGAAAAAGACCAAGAUUUUAUCACAAGAAUGCCAAACCAAUUUCUAG
Fraxinus pennsylvanica is the source of this 786-nucleotide messenger RNA. The record is from the annotation of a GenBank genome assembly. Lineage: Eukaryota; Viridiplantae; Streptophyta; Magnoliopsida; Lamiales; Oleaceae.